This is a messenger RNA of Staurois parvus, 346 nucleotides long. NCBI's taxonomy places the organism in Eukaryota, Metazoa, Chordata, Amphibia, Anura, Ranidae. The record is from the annotation of a GenBank genome assembly.
UACACUUGUCAAAAUGCAGUCAGGCAAGUACUGUUCUCCCUUCAACUGCCAAACCCAGACACAUUCAUCAAAUUUCCGGACAGAGAAGCGUGAUUUGUCACUUCAGAGAACACAUCUCCACUGCUCUAGAGUCCAGUGGCGGUUGGCUGAGUUGUUGUUGUUCCCAGCUGCUUCCACUUUGUUGUAAUACCACUAUCAGUUGAUAUUGGAAUAUUUAGUAGCAAGGAAAUUUCAUGAAUGGACUUAUUGCACAGGUGACAAACUAUCACGGUACCACGCUUGAAUUCGCUGAACUCCUGAGAGCGACCCAUUCUUUCACAAAUGUUUGUAGACGCAGAACACAUCC